CGUGGUGAAUGAACACGGCGUCUCCCGCUGCUGCAGUCGUCAUGUGAAAACUUCUCAUUCACUCGGGGUCCGUGCCCGGCGGAUAUACGUUGGCCGACCUUCUGUGCUGUGACAACAAUCGCACUGCACACCCGAGUCAAUCACCAACUUCUUUCAACAUUCCAUCGGAGUGCGGCGCGCACUACACGCUGCGGUUCCUCACUUCUGGCGCGCAGACAGGAGUUGACUCGACAUCCCAUUUCGCAACACUGAUCGGCACCUUGUAUCUUGGCUACCUCGAGCCAGGGACGGAGAGAUGGAAGAGGACGACAGAGCACCUAGCUCGCCUCGAGCAGGUGACAGCUUCGAAGAUGAUGCGGGCGCACCAGUCAUGUCCUCACCAGGCGGCGUGGACAUGGAUGAUGGCGACAAAGCCCCUGGCUCCCCUCGAACAGGCGACAGGUUCGAAGACGACGCCGGCGCCCCUGUUGUGUCCUCACCAGGCGGCAUGGACAUGGAUGACCUCGAGUGGACGUUUCCCUCCCCAAGCGUGUUCCACUUGCCCGCCACCAGCCUGACGCUCCGCGACGAUGCGAUCAUGUGUGCAUGCCCAUCCGAGGUGCGACGUGAUACAAAAGAUAUCGCGAAGAUCCAGACUGGGAGCACUUUCACCUGGAUCCACGUUCCCUGCAAACCACUACUGGCGCAGGUGUCUGAAGCAAGCACAGCAAUGGCGAACAUGAUCCUCGACCGCGCAGCACAGUCCACUGGAGACACUGACGAUAUGCAAACACUCCCCGAAAAGUUGUUGGCUACCACACUUGGGCCAAACAAGACACAGCAGCAGCUGCAAAAGGUUCGAAACCUCACCUCGACAUUCAGAUGCGAUGGCCCAUGUCGUGGCUCGACCGAUUACAACGACUACUACUGGUGUCAGGAGUGCUAUGGCUGGCAGCACAAGCCUUGCAUGCUCUUCGGAGACGGCGACGUUGGGCGUCCAGUCUGCAACGUGUGCUAUAACAACGCAAUGGCCCACAAAGAAGAGAUUGAACGCUGGCAGAAGAAGAGAUUGGCUCAGGCAGGGCUCGAGGCAUUACGCUUCAUUCGUGAUCCAGAGAACGCAGACAAUGAGGCGGGUCUCGCUUUCGCGCGCAACUUCCUCGGGAGUCUUGUUUCCAAGAAUCGAAACAACUUCCUCCAAUUUGUCGUCAACCGCCGCCGUGUCAUUCGUUGGCUCAAAGCUCGCCGUGAUCUGAAGCAACCUACCUAUGGCAAUGCGACUCGCCUUCCCGCUAUCGAAGGCAACCCAGACGAGGUCUACGACCCAGCGGCGCUGUUUGCUCCAGCAGCCCCGCGACGCCGUAAGAGACGCGCGAGCGUAGGGUCAGCAGCUACCGGUGAGGAUCACGAUGAGCACUCGGACUUCGAGGACACUAUCGUCGUGGGGAGUGCGAAGGCCGCGCGCAAGAAGACAGCAUCGCGUAAGGCUAAGGCUAAGCCAGCUGCUCCUCUUGAGCCACUUGUGUCUGAAUUGACUGCAGAGGAUGAAGCUCGAAACGAGAUGAUGAGAAAGAUCGCUGAGCGCAAGGCCCGCAAGAAGGCUGCGGCUUCUGCUGCGGUCGGGGCCGAAGACUCGCCCGGAGAGCCACCAGCAAAGCGAGCAAGACGAGCGACUCUGCCACAACAGAACGAGUUCAAUGCCGGUGAUGAAGAUUUCUCAGAUCUCGGUAUUAAUACAAGCAGGCAGACGUCGCGUGCGCCCCGCAAGUCUGCGCCAUCCGCUGGCUGGAGCCGUGGGUUCGAUGAUGAAGAGCCAGAGCCUGCACCCAAGACACGCGCCAAAGGCAAAGGCAAGCAGCGACAGGCGAUCGAAAUCGACAGUGCAGACGAAGAAGAGCAGCCUGCUCGGCGACCUUCUCGCAGCAGAGCCCAGCGUGGCGAUGCGGGCCAGGAGCGGCGUCAAAACGAGCAGUCCAAGAUCAUGUGCAGCUGCAUCGAUGUGGCACCAGACUCCAACCGCUUCAAAUGUCGUGGUUGCGACUUCUACCAGCACGUUGCUUGUGCGCCUGUUCAAAGCAAGAAAGAGAAGUUGUGCAAGCUGUGUGUGGGUAGUGGAGUCGUCGCACGCCCUCCAUCUGACGCCCUAACAUCGACUGAGGCCCGUCCGUUGAGCUCGAGGUUUUCUGGCGCUCCAGGCUCAAGCACAUUGCGCGCUCCGUCGCUUGCAGGACCUCCGAUGAUCCAAGCAGAGCCAAAGAACGAGCCACUCGGCGCAGACAUGCAAGGCGAAGUACGCACUCUCUGCUCCACCGUCCUGUGGAACGCCUACUGCGCCCUCCAAGAUCCCAAUGACCCAUCCGAUCACAUGAACACCAACAGAGCAAAGACCGCUCCAUCCUCCGACUGGUCCGCCGAAGCCGAGAAGCGUCUGACGCUCAUUUUCGAGGCUGCCGGUAAGGGAAAAGUCGAAGAAUACUUGGUUCACGCAUUAGGCUUUCCACGCAAUCAAGUCAACAUCAUGAAAGCUUUGCGAGACUUUGGCAUGUGGGCGCGCAGCUCAGGCCCCUUUCGCCGUUCGAGGAAGGAUUUGGGUCUUCUCAAUGAGAUCUUGGGGUUUGUCGACAAGGGCACGUACUGGCAGGAGAAAGAUGAGGCAUAGGUUGAGAAGAUGAUGCAUAGGACGAGAAGAUGAGAAGCCUAGGAUGAGAAGACGGAGAGGCACUGCUGUGAGUUGUCGAAAUCCUGAACAGGACGACACAUUCACUCAUCAGGUCAUUACACCACUUGUUUGACUACUGUACGCUGAAGCUGAUGAGCCCUAGUUCUGCUGGUUAAGCUAUUACGCGGCUCGCUUUGGUUACGAUACAUACGAUGGGUUUUGGAAACUAUGCGGGUAUUGAAUGAACAUGGAACGAAGUGCGAUAUGAUUCUCGCAAAGCAUAGCGAGCUAGCAACUUCGGAAG
Cercospora beticola is the source of this 2942-nucleotide messenger RNA. RefSeq lists its product as uncharacterized. The record is from RefSeq and is a predicted model, not a curated record. NCBI's taxonomy places the organism in Eukaryota, Fungi, Ascomycota, Dothideomycetes, Mycosphaerellales, Mycosphaerellaceae.